UUUUUGUUUUUCUCCUUCCAUAGUUAUAUUUUGGUGGUGGCAGUAAAAUAAAGAGGAAUAUAAUUAAAAAAAGAAAGCCAUAAACGUCGGUAAAAAGCUGAGAGGGUUGGUACAAAUACACGUCACUGCUUUGUGAAUCGAUUCAAAACCAUAAUCCUGUUCUUCGCGUUGUAUUCUGUUUUUAUGCGACUUUGAUUAUAUUUUUAAGAAAGAUUCCUAAGUGGGCCCGUGUGGGGCCUCUCGCUCCGUUCAAAGUGCAUGAUCUCCAAUCUCUCAGUGACACGUAUCAUCCGAAUAAACCCUAUAGAGCAUGUAAUCAGAAACUUUUAACCACAAGUAGAAAGAAGAGAAAUCUUGGUGACCAAGAGCCGAGGAAGAAGAAGAGGAAGCUGUAACCAUAUUUUGGGUGACAGGCUAUAAGUCAAAGAAUUGAAAGGAGUCACAAAAUGGGACCCACAAUGUGAGCCAUCACCGAUCUCAUGCUUUAACUGAAUAAAAGCUAAAAGCUAAUAUCAUGAUUUCUAAAUCACCCUUUCUACAUGAUUAACUGACUAAUCUUGCCUGCAAUCAACCCAACACUGUUUCUCUUCUCUCUCUCUCUCUCUCUCUCUCCCCUAAAAUGGGGACUGGAGAGGCUUGAGCUGUUUGAUUGAUGAAUCAUGAAAAAAAUGGAUGGUUUAGAUCAUUAGUCAAAGAUGGGUCUCUCUCUCCAAAAAUGGAGCUACAGUGCAUAGAAUCGCACCCAUAUGCUUUAUUCCUUCUUUAGCUCAAGUUACACGACACAAAACACACAACUCCCAAAGGUGAGAAGGUAAAUGAGAAGAAAAUUUUGAAAAGACUGAAAAGAGUCUGAUAAUCCAAGAAAAAGGUGACAAAAGCUUGCAUGUCCCCAAAGAAUUUUUAUAUUUGCAUGCAUACAGGGAUAUUGGGCUUGGAGAGAGAGAGAGAGAGAGAGAGAGAGUCUCUGGUCCAUUUUCAAGAUUUUCUUGAGAUUGCAAGUGAAAAAGAAAGAAGCUUGGGCUCAAAGCAGACCACCCUUUUAUGUUCUAUUCCUGUCUCUCCCUAUAUGUUUUCUCUGCUUUCUUUUCUUUUCCCUCUUUAUUUAGCUUUUCUUUCCAAAGCAUAGAAGCAAAGCAUCUCCUUGUAGGCUCUUGCACACCACUACAUUGUCUUUGCUUUCCCUUGUAAGUUGUAAGUAUUCACCUUUCCUUUCCUUAGAAUUUAGCUGCUUGCCUGCUUCUUUUGUUCUCUGUUUUUAUUUUUUUAAUAUUAUAGAUUUGAAUUUUUAUCUCUCAGUUCAGGAAACCACCCAAAGUUUGGAAUCUAUGAUUAGUUUUGGCCAUUAAUGAGUUCAAAAUCAACCUGGGAUUUUAAUAUUCUAAAUUUCCCUUGGCCCAAUUCUUCUCUGUUUGUUGUGAUGUUGAUGUUCUAUAUGAGCACCCCCUAUUACUAAUUGGAACUUCCUCUUAAACUUCUCCUAAAUUUGGUCUAAUGGCAUGCAUAAGCAAGUUCUGUUGGAUCUCCAUGUUUUAAAAAAUGUGUGAACACAAGGAUAUCUCUGUAUAAUUGAUGGUGUAUUUGGAGCUUUUGAGUUUUACGUCUCUCCCAAUUUAUUCCUUUUAUGAAUUAUUUCAAAGCUGUUUUCUUCAGGGUUGAAUGUCUUCAGGUUUUCUAAAGUUUCACUUGCCUUGUGGAAGUUGUAUUAUCAACAUAUCUGUGAUUUUCAAUUGUUGCCCUCUUCCAUUCUUUCUUUCCUUUACCUUCCUUAAUUUCUUCUCCUUAAUCAUAUACAAUUUUUCAUUCUUUUCACAUCUGAAAAUCUUUGCUUUAUUCUAGCCAUUCUUUUGUGCGUAAUCUAUCUUCAUUUCUUCCUUCCCUUUGACAAUCAGAAAAUAAUCCUAUCUACUAUACCAGAGCAUCAAAUAUAUAGUAAGUGCACAAUCAGAGAAGUAGAAGUGACAAAUUAAAUGAGUUUUAUAACAGGAUCCUCCCAGAAUACUUGGCAUCCAGCCAUGACUGCUAAUACAACCAUAGCCAGAUACUGGCUAAACUGGAGGUUCUUCCUUUGCACCAUUUGGGUCUUAAUGUCAAUAACUAUUGCAUCAAUUCUUAUAUGGAAAAAUGAAAACUUUCACAAAGCCGAACGGGAUAAUGGAGAAAACAAGCAAGAAACCGAAGCAGAUUUGCUUGAUGAUGAAACCUGGAGACCAUGCCUAAAAGGAAUCCACCCAGCCUGGUUGCUAGUUUUCAGAGUUUUUGCUUUCUUUGUGCUUUUGGCGCUGCUGAUUGUUUUUGCUUUAGUGGACGGAGGCAGCAUAUUUUACUACUAUACUCAGUGGACAUUUACUUUAGUCACCAUUUACUUUGGGCUUGGAUCUUUUCUGUCCAUGCGCGGAUGCUACCUCUAUCACAAAAGAGUUAGUGGAGAUAAGGUUGACAAUGUAGAGGUAGAUUCAGAGCAAGGAAACUGUGCUACUCCUACUUCUGCACCUGGAGAAAGUUCCAAUACUUCCAUAGAAAAGAGAAGCUCAAACUCCAAUGAACAAGUUGACAGGCGGCAACCUGCAGGGAAAUGGGCAUUUUUCUUUCAAAUAGUUUUCCAGAUGAAUGCAGGAGCUGUUAUGCUCACAGAUUGUGUAUUUUGGUUUGUAAUUGUUCCAUUCUUUGCAAUCAAGGAUUACCAUCUAACUGCUUUGGUUAUAAGUAUGCAUUCCAUGAAUGCUAUUUUGUUAUUAGGUGAUACUGCCUUAAAUUGCAUGCGGUUUCCUUGGUUUCGGAUUGCAUAUUUCUACAUAUGGACAAUAACAUAUCUCCUGUUCCAGUGGCUUGUUCAUGCUUGUGUCAGACUAUGGUGGCCAUAUCCAUUCCUUGACUUGUCAUCUCCUUAUGCUCCUUUAUGGUACUUCUCUGUGGGAGUAAUGCACAUCCCAUGCUAUGGGAUAUUCGCUUUUAUUAUAAAGCUGAAACACACUCUAUUCUCAAGAUGGUUCCCUGAUUCCUAUCAAUGUCCAAGAUAGCUGAGGUUAAAGAGCCUAGGGAGCUAAACCAAUUUCAAACAUGUUGAAGAAAAUGUGAAUCAUCAUAUAUAUAGAAAGUAACAGAAAUAGAAUAGAGAACAGAAGACCAGAGGUAACAUGUGACAAUAGUGACAUCCUUUGUCAUCAGAAAAGGUAUAAAAAAAUCAUAUCAAUCAGCAAGUUUUGGAAUACACAAAAAUGGUCUAACAAGAAAGCAGCAAUCUUGAGCUUGUAUGGCCAUAGUUAGAGCAGCAUGAUUGUAACUAUAUAUAGAUACUGAAAAGAAUUCAAAAUUCUAAUUUACUUA
Molecule: messenger RNA, 3324 nt
Organism: Hevea brasiliensis (rubber tree)
Lineage: Eukaryota; Viridiplantae; Streptophyta; Magnoliopsida; Malpighiales; Euphorbiaceae
Exons: 8
Coding region: 1968-3017 (349 amino acids)
Cellular component (GO): membrane
Source: RefSeq, a predicted model, not a curated record